Messenger RNA from Anas platyrhynchos (mallard), 6345 nucleotides. Lineage: Eukaryota; Metazoa; Chordata; Aves; Anseriformes; Anatidae. The record is from RefSeq and is a predicted model, not a curated record.
UUCUAUUUUUAGGCCGAGCGCGGCUGGCGACGUGGAGGUGUCGCGAGGAGCAGGGAGGCGGAGGGGAUUCUCUCGCCGCAGGGAUGCGGGGGCAGGCGAUGAGCGCAGCACGCUGCCUUUCUUCCUCCCAGCUGCCUUUUUCUCCUGCUGCCUCCCCCGGCUCCCUCCUGCUGCUCUCUUGUUCCCUCCCCACUCCCCCAGCUUGCCUUUGGGUGCCGCUGGCAGGGAGGCAGCCAAAUGCCUUUUGAAACGCAGGCAGGAGCCUAGAUGCUCACAGCAUGGAAAGGAGAAAAAAAAAAAACACAUCUUUGCACAAAGAAAUGCCCUUGUUUAGGCAUUUUUUGUUUUCUGAGAGCUCAGCAAGCUCACGCUGCUGCUCCCUGCGUGCCCAGAGGCGUGCGCGCAGGCUGAGCUCUGCAUCAGGUCCCGGCCACCCGGUCUCUGUCCUUUGCUGUCUGUCCGUCCUGUCCUCCUCAUCAAACGAGCGCUGUUUGAAGCCCAGGGCUGGCUGCUGGAAGGACAACAUCAGCCGGGGAUGGUGCAGGGGGGCUCAGGGCUCUGCUUUGCCCCUGCUGCCCAUUGGGACCGGAGCUGCGGUGCUGCAGCAGGAUGGUCCGGGGCAGCCCUGGGGUUGGAUGUGCCUGGUUAGAGGACACGUGGGGGGAGUGAGACCAGCACGUUAAAGCCUGUGUUCCCUGUUCCUGUAAAGGAAAGCUCAGUCUUUGUCCAAAAAGAGGCUUGAAAUAUAAAAAAUUGAGAGAAUUGAACCCCAAAUCUGCCGGGUUCUGUGCUGGGGCUGUGCAGCUCCGUGCUAUGAUUGCCUUUGCCCUCUGCCUUGUCCUCCUGAAUUGUUUUUGGGCAGCUCUUUGGGCUUCAAUUUUGAGGGCAGGUGCACCACAAACCUCCUGGCGUCUUCUGGAAGCAGGAAGAGAACCAGCACAGCUCAGAGGGCUGUGGUCCAUAACGCCCCUCUCACCUUUGGGAUCACGGCAUUCCCUGCUUGUGGUUUGCUCGGUCUGCCCCGGGUUGUCGUGGUCGCUGUCUCGAGGGGUUUAUUUAAAAUGUGUUCGCUCCAUGCCUGGUGGGACUUGUGAGACCAGUGCUGGGGAUGUGAUGGAGACGCACACGGCCAGGCUGAUUUGGAGGUGGUGCAGCUGUACGGAAAACCAGCGGGAUCACGUACAUAAAGCAGUGCCCUUCCGAAGGCGGGGAGGAGGAUAUUGAUCCAGAGACGAGCACAGCAGGGAGGCAGUGGGUGCCAGCACUGCCACAGCGCAGCGAAAAGCCUCGGCAUCACCUUGCACGACUCCUGUCCCUCCAGGGACCGUCCCCUCCCUGUUCCUUAGGAGCAGGGUGCUGCUUCCCUGGCAGGAGCUGCUCUUGCUCGGGGUUUUGGAGGAGGGACCCAUGGGAACCAUCGGGGUCUGGAGCUGUUCUGGGUAAUGCUUUAUUUCUCCUCGUCUCAGGGACGCUGAGAAGGGAGAUCCCAGCGCCCACCCGCAGCCAUGGAAGGCGGCGUGCAGCUCCUCAACCGCGACGGCCACAGCAUCUCGCACAACUCCAAGCGGCACUACCACGACGCCUUCGUCUGCAUGAACCGCAUGCGGCAGCGCGGGCUGCUCUGCGACAUCGUGCUCCACGUGGGCACCAAGGAGAUCAAGGCCCACAAGGUGGUGCUGGCGUCCUGCAGCCCCUACUUCCACGCCAUGUUCACGAAUGAGAUGAGCGAGAGCCGCCAGACCCACGUCACGCUGCACGACAUCGACCCGCAGGCCCUGGAGCAGCUGGUGCAGUACGCGUACACGGCCGAGAUCGUGGUGGGCGAGGGCAACGUGCAGACACUUCUUCCCGCUGCCAGCCUGCUUCAGCUGAAUGGUGUGCGGGAUGCUUGCUGCAAGUUCCUCCUGAGCCAGCUCGACCCAUCCAACUGCCUGGGGAUCCGGGGCUUUGCCGACACGCACUCCUGCAGCGACCUCCUCAAGUCUGCCCACAAGUACGUCCUCCAGCACUUCGUGGAGGUGGCCAAGACAGAGGAGUUCAUGUUGCUGCCCCUCAAACAGGUGCUGGACCUCAUUUCCAGCGACAGCCUCAACGUGCCGUCGGAGGAGGAGGUGUACCGGGCCGUGCUCAGCUGGGUCAAGCACGAUGUGGACAGCAGAAGGCAGCAUGUCCCCAGGCUGAUGAAGUGCGUGCGGCUGCCCCUGCUGAGCCGGGAUUUCCUGAUGAGCAACGUGGACACGGAGCUGCUGGUGCGGCACCACUCGGAGUGCAAGGACCUGCUGAUCGAAGCCCUCAAGUACCACCUCAUGCCCGAGCAGCGAGGGGUCCUCAGCAACAGCAGGACAAGGCCGCGGCGCUGCGAGGGGGCCAGCACCGUGCUGUUCGCCGUGGGUGGGGGCAGCCUGUUCGCCAUCCACGGGGACUGCGAGGCCUACGACACGCGGACGGACCGCUGGCACAUGGUGGCCUCCAUGUCGACGCGCAGGGCCCGGGUCGGCGUGGCCGCCAUCGGGAACAAGCUGUACGCCGUGGGGGGCUACGACGGGACCUCGGAUCUGGCCACGGUGGAGUCUUACGACCCUGUCACCAACUCCUGGCAGCCCGAGGUGUCCAUGGGCACCCGGAGGAGCUGCCUGGGCGUAGCGGCGCUCCACGGGCUGCUCUAUGCUGCCGGGGGGUACGAUGGCGCCUCGUGCCUCAACAGCGCCACAGCUUGUCGUGUUCCUGUGUCCCUGCCCUGCUGCAGCGCGGAGCGCUACGACCCUCUGACCGGCACCUGGACAUCCAUCGCUGCCAUGAGCACCAGGAGACGCUACGUGCGGGUGGCCACGCUAGAAGGCAACCUCUAUGCUGUUGGGGGAUACGACAGCUCGUCCCACCUGGCCACAGUAGAAAAGUAUGAGCCCCAGAUCAACACCUGGACGCCCAUCGCCAACAUGCUGAGCCGCCGGAGCAGCGCGGGGGUGGCCGUGCUGGAGGGGAUGCUCUACGUGGCCGGUGGCAACGACGGGACCAGCUGCCUUAACUCCGUGGAGCGCUACAACCCCAAAACCAACACCUGGGAGAGCGUGGCGCCCAUGAACAUCCGCAGGAGCACCCACGACCUGGUGGCCAUGGAUGGCUGGCUGUACGCUGUGGGUGGCAACGACGGGAGCUCCAGCCUGAACUCCAUCGAGAAGUACAACCCGCGCACCAACAAGUGGGUGGCAGCCUCCUGCAUGUUCACCCGCCGCAGCAGCGUGGGGGUGGCGGUGCUGGAACUGCUCAACUUCCCACCCCCUUCCUCGCCCACCCUCUCGGUGUCCUCGACGAGCCUUUGACAAAGGAGCAGGACCUGCCCUACCUCAAGGGGACAGGGGCGCCUGGCGGAGCACCCGGCCGCCGUGGCCCGCCCCGCGGGGCAGCCGGUCAUUGUAGGAGGAGAGCGAAGGCGCCGGGUGCCACCCCCAGCCCCAACACCCCCAGGGACCCCGGAGCCAUCCCCGCUUUCGUUGCACGCGUGGGACCCUCGCGGCGCUCAGAAACGUGCUUCCCGGGGGAGCACCCUCCUUCCAGGGGGCGAGGAGAGGGGGUGCCCUCCGCCCCGUCCACGGACUCAUCUCAGCGCCCUCCUGAAGGGUGUGGAUUUUCCUUUGGGGAGGGGAAUCCCCAAACCAUUGCUGCUUUUGGGAUUCGGACCAUCCAGCUGGUGCCACCCAGGCGAGCACAGCCAGCCGUGGAGGCUCCCCGGAGUCCCGCGGGGUGGCAGAGGUGGACGGCGCUCCUCCCGGGGCCACGGCUGAGUGUGCAAGCGCUCCUCUGAAUGUCACUGUAGCCAAACUCUUUACCAAGCCUAUCGUGCACUGUUAAAGACUCUGAGGCCACCGCAUGGUUCUCAAUGGUGUCUGACUGAUGCCUUAAAAUAAACGACUGAAGCCCAGCGAAGGGACGGGGGCCUGGAGGAGGCGAAGUUUGGAGGCAAAGCUGGAUGCAGCAUCCAGACCCCUCGGUGUUUCCAGGCUCGGCUGGCCCAACCUCAUUCCCAAGGAUCCCAACUGCCCGUCCUUUUGGGGCGGCCCCAGACGGGUGGAUUGGCCUUGUUCGCAUCGUGCCCAGGUCGAUGUCCCGGGUUCAAGUGGCCGUGUGGCUGCCUGCUCCCUGCACGUGCCCCUGGUGGGAACAGAUCAUCCUGGCUGCUGCUCCCCUCUCUGCAAAGCAGGUUCUGGGUUCGUGGGAGGGGGCUCGGUUCCUGAAGGAGAAGGGUCCAGCCUUCUGAACAGGGAGGGUUGCCUGGUGUUACUUUUUUUUUUUUUGGUGUUCAUUUUUCACCUUUUUUUUUUAAUUUGAGUGCCAGUAUUUUCAUUUUAAUUACUUCGUAUCCCUUUAUUUUUUUCCGCCCUGCCGGUAUUCCCCAUCCCAUCUGCUUUCAAGGCAGCAGAAGGGAUGCAAUUACUUUUCUUAAUGGUUGAUGAGAUGAUGACUGUGUCCUGGAAGACGUUCUCUAAAGACGUGUGGGUGUGUGUGCGUGUGUGAGAGACCAUAUGUACAGCGCAAACAGCAUGGAAGGGACCAUGUGCAAUUAGCAGCUCCCCGGCAAUUAAGCAGCCACUUUACCUAAAGGUUGAAUAAAUUAGCACUGUAAAUCACAAGCCUGUCCUCCCAGACCCGCCUGUGCCGUGGGACCUCCUGGGUGGUUGCUUAGGAUGUGAUUUCGGUGCCUGUGCUGCAGGGCGUGCGCGUUAUAGGGGCACGACAACCCCUGGUACCUCAGCGGUGUCCGUGUGGGGCAUCAGAACAUGCUCUGAGCAUUUGUUUGUUUUUGACUUAAUGCCUUUAGCCGUGUGCCUCCGCUCCUCCUUGCUCCCCAUGCACAAAAUUCACGUUUUACUUGUGUUUGGCCCAAAUUUUCAAGGGGCGCGGGAUGUCCUGCUUUCUCUUCUCCUUGGGGUGGGAAGAGAGCUCGGGCCUCCCCAACUUCAGGCGAUUUGCCCCGCGAUCUGAUUUCUCCCGGACAGGUGCCUGCAUGUUUUACAAGCCCAUUUUCAGUGCCUAAAGUUGGACACCUGAAAUUACCAGCUGCUCCUGAAAACCUAGACUGCUUCCCCGCCCCCCCCGGCCUUUCCCCCAGGACAGUCUGGGCUUCUCGGGCUGAGGAGGGCAUUUUGUUUCCCAGAACUGACUUGAAAUCUGCCUUUUGUUCCCCUGCCACUUCCCCAGGCUCUGCUGGAGCCGGCCCCAGCUCAGCAGCUCUCCCCAUCCUGCAGAUUUACACCCUGCAAGUGGCCAGGAGGCUCUCGCAGGUUGCCUCUUGGUCAGCGCGGCACUGGGGCUGCCAAAAGUGGAGGCACUCGCCUGCCGUGUGUGCAGUAAGGAUGAAUUUGUGAAAUCCACGUUGCUGUGUGUGUGAGUGUGUGCGUGAGAGAGGUCUCGAUCCUUUUCUUCCCGUUCCUGUCAGCAACAUCAGGAUUUUAGUCUUUUGCGCAUCCAAGGUGCCCUGGGCUUUAGGGUCCCCUGUACAGGAGGAUCUGCUCGCAGAAAGGGGCUGGUGCUGGGACGCUGAGGCCAGUGGAAGGAACGGGAGAAGGGGAGCUGCAAUCCUUAGCAAUUUACUCUAGAAAAGGGGUGCAACGCUGCCCUGCCUCCUGAGGGUCAGGGGAAGGGGCAGUGGGACUCCUGCCACCCUCCGGCUGGGUCCUGAGCAAUAUCCCGGGGAGGAGGGAGCCCGUCGUGUCUGACAUCCUAACUAUGCAGGUGCUCACGGCUUUUCCCAAAUGGGAAACGGAGGAAGGAAAGGGCGAAAUCGUUCCCCAGAGCACCCCAACCCCACACUGUGUGGACACGAGGUGUCAGCAUCUGCCCCGGGGCGAUCCCGGGGCUGGAACUGGUGCUGCACGCCCCUCGCCUCGGCGGGGCUGUGCGUCUGUCUGUGUGUCCGUCUGUGCGUUGUACCCUGUCCGAGCGGGGAGGAGAACCUGUCCCGACCCUCUGCCAGUGUUAGUUCAGUGGUGUCUCGCCCCAAAUAUCCCUCGUGCCCUUUCCCACGUGAGUUUCCCCCCGGCUGAGGGGCGGCUGCGGGCUGGGUGCGGCGAUGUGCUUCGCCCACCGACCCCGCCGAGGGUUGCAGGGGGAUGGCCAGGGUGGGCAGAGCCCCGACCCCACACGGGGCAGGGGUUUGCUUGGCCAUCCCGGUGGGCAGCCCCCGUCUAGCCAUGUCAACCCGUCGUCACUUUGAUUUCUCUGUAAGUUAUCCGACUUAUUUAUGUGGAACUCUGUUUCUUGGAAUUUUUUGCACUACGGGGGACCGGGGAGGGGAUCCAAGCAAUACGAGCCAACGUGGACAAUAAAGAUGUUUUCUUGAAUACAGGA